Messenger RNA from Trachymyrmex septentrionalis, 2601 nucleotides. RefSeq names its product aminopeptidase N-like. Gene Ontology annotation, cellular component: cytoplasm. Gene Ontology annotation, molecular function: zinc ion binding; peptide binding; metalloaminopeptidase activity. Lineage: Eukaryota; Metazoa; Arthropoda; Insecta; Hymenoptera; Formicidae. The record is from RefSeq and is a predicted model, not a curated record. The transcript has 12 exons. Gene Ontology annotation, biological process: proteolysis; peptide catabolic process.
AUGUGGUUUAAACAAAUUAACCGUUUACCAACAUAUAUAGUACCCACGAAUUAUAAUAUCAAGUUAAUACCGUAUUUCGAAAAGAACUAUACUGCUUAUACGUUAGAAGGCGAAACCAGUAUCAAGAUCUUUAUUUAUCAAAAAACGCAAUACAUAUAUUUGCAUCAAUAUUUUUUGGAUAUAUUUGACACGCCCACAUUGAUUAACGAGGCUAACGGUAACAGCUAUAAAUUAUUAUGGGAACAACAUAUGUAUAAUUCUACAACGCAUAUAUUAACAUUUUACCUCACGGAGGAUCUCUUGCCUGGGUAUUAUAUUCUGAAUAUGAAAUUCUACAGUAUGCCGGUUCAUCUCAAAGAAAAUGUUUUAGAAAUUUCAUUUAGGAAUGGAAGACAAGAUGUAAUGUGGUUAAACGCAGUAUAUUUUCAACCUAUUAGGGGCCGACGAUUAUUUCCAUGUUGGGAUGAACCAGCAUUUAAAACCACUUUUAACAUUUCCAUACUGCAUCAUACAAAUUAUACGGCUUUGUCGAAUAUGCCGAUUCGAAAUUUAGAGUAUGUGGAUAAUAACAUGGUUUGGACACAUUUUCACGCUACUCCGUUAAUGUCAACAUAUCAUGUGGCAGUUGUGCUGACCAAUUUUCCCUCUUAUCGUAUUAACGCAAAUACCUUCGAACAUCAAACUAUGUGGUGCAGACCAUAUACUGCACGAGAUACAAAAUUUGCGCGGAAUAUAUUUGACAUUGUUACAUCGUAUUUAAGAAUCAGAUGGAAUAAAAAAAUCGCAAAAUUAGAUCACGUUGUUCUUCCAGAAUCCGAAAAUAUGUGGAAUUGGUACUUGCGAGAUGGCAUGUCGCAAUGGGGACUUAUUUUUUACAGGGAAAGAAGAAUUAUAUAUAAUGAAGCAAUAGAUCCUCCUUCACGUAAAAUAGAGAUUACGCGAUUAGUGGCGCAUGAAGUAGCACAUCAUUGGUCGAGUAAUCUGAUCAGACUAUCUUGGUGGUCUUAUUUAUGGAUAAUCGAUGGUAUUGCAGGAUUGCUUGCAGCAAAUACCGUUAAUGAGAUUUUUCCAGAUUCUCGGAUAUCAGAUUUAUUUGUAGUUCAGAUUCAACAUGAUUCUCUUAACUUGGAUACUCACUCCCUUAUGAAACCUCUUCAACAAAAUAUCAAUGAUAUCGCUGAUAUUGAUUUGCUUUUUACCUCCAUUUCUUAUAUCAAAGUACCUGCUAUAUUUCGCAUGCUUCAACAUACACUUACUGAUGUAGUAUAUUGGAAGGGGAUCAAUAAGUAUUUAAACAUGCAAUUUGGUCCAUUUAGCUCUAAAAGCUCUGUCUCGAAUUUAUGGACCGCUAUGCAAAAUGCUUAUAUUGAAUUGAAUUCUGAGUACCCGUUAUUUAACUUAAAAUAAUUUAUGAAUAAAUGGACAACGACAAGCCAGUACCCCGUAGUAAAUGUGAUUCAAAAUAGUCGAAGUGGCAAUAUAAUAAUAUCACAUAAAGGAAACUCAUGGUGGAUACCUAUAACUUACACCACACAAACAGACCUCAAUUUUAAUGACACUGAACCCUAUCAUUGGCUAACACCAUAUAUUAAAGAAAUAAAUAUUCCAAAUAUUAAACAAUCUGAUUGGAUCAUAUUGAACUUGCAGCAAACUGGCUACUAUCGUGUUAAUUAUGAUCCAAGAAUGUGGCAAAGAAUCGCCUAUUAUUUAAAUUCUGGCAAUUAUAAAAACAUACAUGUUCUGAAUCGUGCUCAAAUUCUUGACGAUGCAUUUUAUUUUGCAAUAGAAGAGAAAUCUAUAAAUUUGUCUACAUUUUGGAAUCUUAGUAAUUACUUAUCGCAAGAGAUAGAUUAUAUAGUAUGGUACCCUAUGAUCAAAGCUUUUGAAUAUCUGUCAAUUUUUAUUCCAUUUUCGGAAAUUGGACUUGAGGAAGAAAUGCGGAGAAUUUUGCCUACGCUUUUUAAAAAAAUAGGAUAUCAAGAAAUUCCUAAUGAGAAUGAUCUUACUAAAUGUUUAAGACAAGAAAUUGCAAAGUGGGCCUGUGUGCUCGGUGACUCCGAUUGCAGAAUUAAUGCUACAUCUAAACUGGAAUGGCAUCUUACCAACCCUGAAAAGCACAAAAUUUUACCAUGGUGGAAAGACUGGACAUUCUGUAAAGGUUUGAUAAAAGCAAACGAUUCUAUUUGGAUGAAAGUGCUGGAAAUAUCUAAAAAGGAACAUAAUAAAAAAAUUUUAGAAUACUUGACCUGCUCUGAAAAUUCUAAUAUUAUUCAAAUAUAUUUAAAUAAGAUGACGGACAAUGUAACAUUAGAAAUCAAUGAUCGUGUUAAUAUUUUCCUUCGUAUUAUCGCAAAGCAUGCAAAGAACAUUGAAAUAUUGAAAUAUAUAUUGGAGAAUUUCGAAAAAAUAAAACCCAAAGAAGUCAAUGUGCUUGCGGCAUUAACUGUUAUUCUUAAUCAUGGAAAUAUUGAAAAGCAAGAAAACAUGAUACAGAAAAUUAUGUCAAGUGAUUCAAUGAAGGAAGAUGUUAUGCGUAAUAAAGAAAAACCAGAAAUACUAGUAAAAAGUACCAAAGAAGAGGUAAAUUUUAUUACAUAUUAG